AUGACGUCGACCGCGACGAUGACGGCGAGCGCGAGGGGCCGCGUCGCGUGCUCCCCGCGAGCCGCGCGCGCUCCCCUGUCGGGACGGCACGGGUGGCGACCGAGGCUGAACCGCGCUCGAGGUUCGUCGCGACGGCGCGCGCGCCUCGCCGCCGUGGUCCUCGCGUCGAGGCGAGGAGACGCGCCCGCGGGGGGAUCCGGAGAGACCAGGAGGCUGAAGAUAUUCAGCGUCAACGACGGUGAGCGAAGAACCGCGCGCGGAGAGACGCGACGCUUCGUUGGGAAUCUCAUCAAUCCGCGCGUCCCGGCCCGAACGGCUCGCGAGGGGAUCCCUCCCCGUUCGAUGGGGAUGGAGAAGGUGUACGAGCUGCACAAUCUCUCGGCGCUGCGUUGCUUCAUCCAGGACAACCUCGAGCCCGGCGAGGAGUUUUUGUGCACGCUGAACGGCGAUUUCCUGUCCCCGUCGCUGCUCUCGUCGCUCGACCUCGGCGCCGCGGCCGUCUCCGCCAUGAACGCCGUCCCGGUGACGCACGCGUGCCUGGGAAACCACGAGUUCGACCACUCCAUCGAGGUGCUCGGCCAGAGGCUCGCCGAGCUCGACUGCGACGUCGUCAACACCAACGUGUUCGCGUGUCCCCCGGGCGAGGAGGACGCGUCCGCCGCCGCCGCGGCGGCGGCGCUCGCGUCCGAAGCGUCCGUCCCUCACCCCGAACUCUCCGUCGGUCGUCGUCGUCGCGGCGGCGGCGGCGCGGCGGAUGGGGAGGAGGACGGGGGGGAGGACGUGGAGGAGGACGUGGAGGAGGAGGCGACGAGCGCGUUCCUCGACCGCCUCCCGCGUUCGCGCGUGGUGACCGUCGGGAACGUCACCGUCGGCCUCAUCGGCGUGUGCACCACGUCAACGCCGCUGUCCUCGGCGCGUAAACCCCGAGGCGUGGUCUUCGCCGACGCCGUCCCGGUCGCGAGGGAACACGCCAAACGCGUCGCGCCCCUCUGCGACGCCGUCGUGGCUUUGACGCACCAGACCCUCCCCGAGGACGCGAGGCUCGCGGAGGAGGUUCCCGAGAUUGCGGUGAUCCUCGGCGGUCACGAGCACACGCCGUUCGCGGGGAGGAUGGGCCACGGCGCGAACGCGGCGGCGAGCGUCGGACGGUCGUCGGACACGGAAUGCGUCAACGAUCUCGCCGGGACGCUGUGCGUCAAGGCGGGCAUGGACGCGGAGAACGUCGUGGUGGUGGUGGUGGAGGCGCCGGGCGCGGACCCGAGCUCGACGAUCGGCGCGGACAGGGGCGGGGAGUGCACCGCGGAGGCGGCGGCGGCGGCGGCUGCGGCGGCGGCGGCGACUGAAGCGGCGACUGAGGCGUCGGCGGCGGGGAGGAAAAACAGGGACGAUUUCGGUGAGGGCGGUUUGUGGAGGAACAACGUCGUCGCGGACCCCGGGUCGGCGCCGGCGGAACGGACGACGACGACGACGACGGACGACGACGACCGACCUUCGUGCGCCGACCCCGCGCCCUCGACGAACGUCGCGUUGAACCACGGGCACGCGCACGACCUCCACGUCGCGCCCGCCUCCGUCGCGCCCGGCGCCGAGAUUGGCACCGAGGUGACGGUCCGCCGGCCGGGCUCCGGCGUCGUCGUCUCGGCGCGGAUGUACUCGCUCAGGGGGUACAGGACGGACCCGGGAAUCGACGCGGACAUCUGGCGACGCAGCGAGGUGCUCAGGGGGCUGAAUCAGCACACGCUCAGCCUCCACGAGCACGCGGCGAGGCUCGGGUUAACGCCGUUAUCGUCCAGGGACGCUCGCGUCGCGCAGUGCUCGCUCGGCACCCUCUUCGCCACGAUCUUACGGGACGAGUGCCGCGCGGACGUGUGCCUGUACAACAGCGGCGGCAUCCGGGGUAACGUCGCGUACGGAGGCGAACCGUUGACGUACGGCGACCUCGUCGCCGAGGUUCCGUUUGAGAAUAACAUCGUCACGCUCGAGAUGUACGGCUCGGAGCUGUCCGCGGCGAUCGCCUUCUCCGAGGCGGAGCGCGUGCGCGUGACCCGCGCGGGCGGGAGCUGGGGUGGGUACCUCCAGUGGGACGCGGGCGUCGCGGUGUCGCGCGCGUCGUCGGAGUCGCCGGAUGAGUCCCCGGAGUCGCCGGAGUCGCCGGAGUCGUCGUCUGAAUCGUCGUCUGAGUCGUCGUCUGAGUCGUCGGGCGCGGGCGGCCGGGGCGGCGCCUCGGGUACGGCCGCCGGCCGGGAAGUCGACGUCGAUCCCGCAGAGGAGUCGUCGUGGCGCGUGGACGCCGUGUUCGGCGAGGCGUUCGACCCGAACCGCCGGUACCGCGUCGUGACGUGGGCCGGGUUGCUCGACGGCGCCGACGACAUCCCCGUGUUUCGAGACAUCGGCAGGAGGCUCGCCGCGGGGCUCGCGGACGACUGCGAGGAAGACGACGAGCAUUGCGAGCCCGCGACGGUGGCCAUCAGCGGCAGCGACGGCAUCCCGUUCAAGAACCUCGUCAUGCGACACCUCUGCCGCAGGCGGUGGCUCGAACUCGUCACCGCCUGCGGGUCCUUCGAAGCGCUCGACACCGACGGCGACGGCGCGGUGACCGCGUCCGACGUCCGAGACGCCCUUAUCAAACACACCCACUCGCUCUCCGCGGACCAGGAGGCGGAGGCGAUGGUCCGGUCGUUCGACGGCGACGGCGACGGGGCGCUCUGCGCGAGGGACGUGGACGAGCUCAUGGAACAUUUUCGUGGCGAGCGGUUCGAGCGUUCGGAGCGAUUCGCGGCGGAUCGCGCGAAGACGCAGGCGGAGGAGACGGCGAGGUUCGACGCGCUCGCCGCGGGCGGGGGCGGGGCGAAGGCGGCGAGGAGUGCGGGGUUCGCCAAAGACGCCCUCCGGCGGGGAGUGCGGGGUUCCGGGAAGUCGCGGGGCGAGGAGGUGCAGGCUCGCGGGACCCGCGCGAGGAGAGGCGGCGAGCUCUGA
Molecule: messenger RNA, 2976 nt
Organism: Micromonas commoda
Lineage: Eukaryota; Viridiplantae; Chlorophyta; Mamiellophyceae; Mamiellales; Mamiellaceae
Exons: 2
Coding region: 1-2976 (991 amino acids)
Biological process (GO): nucleotide catabolic process
Molecular function (GO): hydrolase activity; calcium ion binding
Source: RefSeq, a predicted model, not a curated record